Molecule: messenger RNA, 1398 nt
Organism: Cetraspora pellucida
Lineage: Eukaryota; Fungi; Glomeromycota; Glomeromycetes; Diversisporales; Gigasporaceae
Source: the annotation of a GenBank genome assembly
AUGACCUAUAGUGGCGACUUUGGACUUAUCGGCCUUGCCGUUAUGGUAGAUCACUUUUUGGAGAAUGAGGCAAAAGGUACCAACAUCAUUGGUGCUCGAUCCAUUGAGGAUUUUGUGCAUAAACUCAAACGUCCACGCAAAAUCAUGCUUUUGGUCAAGGCCGGUCCUGCUGUUGAUGAUUUCAUUAAACAACUUAUUCCUUAUCUCGAUGAAGGAGAUAUAAUUAUCGAUGGUGGUAACUCCCAUUUCCCAGAUUCCAUCCGCAGAUGUAAAGAGCUGGAAGAUAAAGGUUUCCGAUUUAUUGGCUGUGGUGUCUCUGGUGGUGAGAGCGGUGCUCGUUAUGGCCCUUCCCUUAUGCCCGGUGGUACUACAUCUGCUUGGGAACAUGUUCGUCCCAUUUUUCAAGCAGUUGCUGCCAAAGCUGACAACGAACCAUGCUGUGAUUGGGUCGGUGAGACUGGUGCAGGGCAUUAUGUUAAAAUGGUUCAUAAUGGCAUCGAAUAUGGUGAUAUGCAACUUAUUUGUGAGGCAUACCACUUAAUGAGAGAAGGUCUUGGGCUUACGCAUGAUGAAAUUGGUGAUGUCUUUGAAGAAUGGAAUAAGGGUGAACUUGAUUCUUACCUGAUUGAAAUUACCAGAAAUAUUGUUAGAUAUAAGGAUACAGACGGUAUACCCUUAGUUGAAAAAGUUAAGGAUACUGCGGGGCAGAAAGGUACUGGAAAAUGGACUGCUAUAUCUGCCCUUGAUCUAGGUGUCCCUGUUACACUUAUAGGAGAAGCUGUUUUCUCUCGUACACUUUCUGCUUUGAAAGAUGAACGUAUCCGUGCAAGUAAAUUAUUGAAAGGCCCUAAAAACGCGAAGUUUUGUGGAGAUAAACAAACUUUUAUCAAGCAGUUGGGACAAGCAUUGUAUGCCUCUAAAUUGAUUUCUUAUGCUCAAGGUUUUAUGUUGUUACGUGAAGCCGCCAAAGAUAACAACUGGAAUUUGAAUUAUGCUGGAAUCGCGUUAAUGUGGCGCGGUGGUUGUAUUAUUCGAAGUGCCUUCCUUGGUAAUAUCAAGAAUGCUUAUGUUAACAAUCCAAAUCUUGAGAAUCUUCUUUUUGAUCCAUUUUUCAAAAAUGCUGUUGAGGAUGCCCAAGAUUCUUGGCGUAAUGUUGUUUCACAAGCAAUUUUACUCGGCAUCCCUACUCCUGCGUUUUCCACCGCAUUAGCCUUCUAUGAUGGUUAUAGACAUGAAAAAUUACCUGCAAAUCUACUUCAAAGUCAGAGAGAUUACUUUGGUGCUCAUACCUUCAGAUACCUUGAUGAAUGUAUUGAUAAUGAACAUCCAAGCGGUGAUAUUCAUGUCAAUUGGACCGGUGAAGGUGGUAACGUAAGUGCCUCGACAUAUCAAGCUUAA